Molecule: messenger RNA, 890 nt
Organism: Penaeus indicus
Lineage: Eukaryota; Metazoa; Arthropoda; Malacostraca; Decapoda; Penaeidae
Product: thrombin inhibitor rhodniin-like
Exons: 4
Coding region: 149-583 (144 amino acids)
Cellular component (GO): extracellular region
Molecular function (GO): peptidase inhibitor activity; protein binding
Source: RefSeq, a predicted model, not a curated record
GUACCUUCUCUCUCUCUCCUCGUUGAAGCUGGCACCUCAUACUAAGAAUUAAAUUGCACAUGCUGUUGAAGGAAAAUCCAGUCGUUCGCCAACACUCGUGGGGAGUAUUUGCCGUGGCGUUUUUGGCAUUCGAAAUCGUGUUGAAGACAUGUUGGAGAUGCGUGUGUUGGCGGUGUUGGUGGCUGUUGGAGCGGCGGCCAUCUCCAUCGCCGGGACUGUCCCCACCGGAAGCAAUAUCUUCCACGAGGAUGUGUUUUACAAGCCCGGUAAAUGCCCCAACACCACCGGAGCCAUGAGCCUCUGCCUGCUCACCGAUGAAAACUGUUUCUCCGACGACGACUGUUUCGGGAGACUCAAGUGCUGCCCGUACGGAUGCAAUCGAGAGUGCUUGGAUCCUGAGCCCGAAAGCCCGUGCCCAUACGACUGCAACAGCGCCUACAGCCCCGUGUGUGGCAACGACGGCCAGACAUACGACAACAUGUGCAGGAUGAUGCGUGCAACAUGCAGGAACCCUUAUCUGAAGAUGCAUGAGGAAGGACUGUGCAAAGGCAGCUUGAAGGAAAAUAGGGAUGUGUAUAUAUAAUGGUAGAUGAAGUUUGUUUGUUUAUUUGUGUUUUAGGGUGUGGGGGACUGUUGUAUUAAAAUUCGUCUUGUUAUUGUUGGUUUUGUUUUGUUUUUUGGUUUUAUUUCUUUCGGUAAAGGUUCAGUUAAUUUUGUUUCGAUCGUAUUGUUUUGUUUUGUUUUCAGAAUGAAUACUUUAAGUCAACUGUUUAUUUUUCCUAGAUUUUCUUGUUUUAAUUUAUCUUUCAUGACGUUGCUUUGAGGGAAUAAAUUCCAUUACAACUUAUUAUCAUGAGUGCAUUUGUUUAAUAAAGAAUGAACGAAAGAAA